Nezara viridula (southern green stink bug) is the source of this 1059-nucleotide messenger RNA. NCBI's taxonomy places the organism in Eukaryota, Metazoa, Arthropoda, Insecta, Hemiptera, Pentatomidae. The record is from the annotation of a GenBank genome assembly.
AUGUUUCAAAUAUUGAGAUGGCUUUGGAAUAUUUGUAAAUACCCUUUUAGUAACAUUUAUGUCGCUAUCCUGAGUGUUUUAUUUGGUGUGACAGUUUACUUUGAAGUACUCUCUUAUUUUUCGCAGUCUUACAUAAAUGACUGGCCAUCAAUUGAGUGUGGUACUGAUAGUAAUUCAUACAAAUUGUUCUUUGUUGCUGAUCCACAAAUAUUAGGUGAAAAUACUGAAUCGUGGGUCGCAAGGAUGGACUGUGAUAGGUUUUUAAAAAUAAGCUAUAAAUACGCGAUGAACUACGUGAAUCCAGAUUUGAUAAUAUUUCUUGGUGAUCUCAUGGAUGAAGGUAGCAUGUGCAGUUCACAACAGUAUUCCAACUACUUCUCCAGAUUCAGAAACAUUUUUCAUCUCAAUCACAUUCCCAAAAAUAAGACUAUAUUUCUUCCUGGUGAUAACGACAUUGGUGGAGAAAAUGAAGAAGUUACGCCAUUGAAACUUCACCGUUAUGAAAAUUACUUUGGUCCAUCUGUAGAAAUAGUCUCUUACAAAAAUAUUAAGUUUUUUAAGGUUAAUAGUAUGACCAGGAUGUUUCCAGAAUAUAAUGUGGAAAAUGAUACAUCGAUACGGAUAGUCCUAUCACAUAUACCGCUUCUCGGUGUCGACAGUUUUUUAGGGGAAGAGAUUAUUAUGAAACUGAGACCUCAUGCAAUAUUUUCAGCACACGAUCAUAAAUUGAUGCAUUUCAUGACAGAAUAUAAUUCCCCUAAGAGAGAAAUCAUUCAGCAUAUUGAUGUGUCCGAUCAGAAUGCCUUUAGGUUCACCUUUUCGGAAAAGACUAAAAGGGUCAAUGAAAUAUCAAUUCCUACAGUAUCUUAUAGAAUGGGAACAUUAAUACACGGAUACUCAGCUGUUGUCAUCGAUAAAAAACAGGAGAUCAUGUGCUAUUUUUUCUUCAGAUCGCCACGUAGGCUUCUCUUCCUAAACUUUUAUCUCAUUCUACUCAUUUGCUGUGCUGUUAUCGUAACUAGCUACUAUUGCAUAAGAAAACGACGCAAGAUUGUUUGA